This is a messenger RNA of Oldenlandia corymbosa var. corymbosa, 2084 nucleotides long. The record is from the annotation of a GenBank genome assembly. Lineage: Eukaryota; Viridiplantae; Streptophyta; Magnoliopsida; Gentianales; Rubiaceae.
UCAUCAUCAAUCAUCAUCACCAUAUAUAUCUUCAAACAUUCUCUCUACCCAUUUUUUCCUUCAAGUCUAGCUUUUUCUUCCCCCCGGCAUCUCCUUCUUCCUCAACAACAAACCCAAAAUAAAUCAGCUUCUUUUUUUCUUCUUCUUCUUUUGAUCCUUGAAACUAGUUCAUAGAGAACUCUCUUCAACACCAGAUAUAUAAUGGAGCUGGCUUUGAGCCUGGGAGAAAACACCACCCCAAAACCCUUUUCAUCAUCAUCAUUUCUUGAUAAACCACCACCCCAGAAAAGGUCCAUUGAUCUAGGGUUUUGCAUGGGAAAUCUUGUAAAUUCUCGUGAAGAAGAAGAAGAAGAAGAGAGAAGAGAAGGGUCAUCGCCGCCGGUGCAGCUUGAACUUCUUCCAUUUUCUCCGGUCAUCCAAAGAAGAACAAGUCAAACUAGUACAGCUGCGGCAGUUGUUGUACCUCCACCAAACCAGCUCAUGACCUUUUCUUGGCUCUCCCAUAACUUAAAGGUGGCUACUGAACCGGGUUCAUCGGCCGGACAAGGAAGAGGAAAGGUGGAAGUAGUAGUGAACCGGACAUCAUCAUCAUCAUCACCACCAAACAGUGCUACUAACUCAGCAGCCUCAUCUUUCCAGAUGGAUUUCCUAAUGUACACAAAUAAUAAUGGAUCAAGAUCAUCAAACAGUACAGGCAGCAACAAAAGGGAUUAUUUUGAUUUACAAAACACUCUUAUUCAUAGUAAUAAUUAUAAUCGCGAAGGAGGCGAGAAUUGUCAUGCUAGUCCAAGAGGAGCAAGUGAUCAAGAUCAAGAAGAUGAGAAUGGAUUAACGGCUGCUGCCAGAAAAAAGCUCAGGCUAACCAAACAGCAAUCAGCAUUCCUCGAAGAAAGCUUCAAAGAACACAACACUCUUAAUCCCAAACAAAAGUUAGCAUUGGCUAAGCAGUUGAAUCUUCGCCCUCGCCAAGUAGAAGUGUGGUUCCAAAAUAGAAGAGCCAGGUACUUUUAUAUCAAAAUUAAUCUCUACAACUUUGUUUUUGUUUCGAGGAUUUUUCUUUUUCCAAUAAGUACGUAAUGUGGAAUUUUUUUCUGGGGCCAAGGACUUGCUGUAGAUGUAUAUAAUUAAGAUACCCUUCCAAAAAUAGUAAUAGUAUGGUUGAUGUACUUGAAGAAAGUUGUUGGUUUUUUAUUUUUUUAAUUAAUUUCCUAAGAAUUUUGUUGUAUAAAUCAAUGUCAACAGCAAAAUGUAAUGUAGUACAUCCAACAUAAUUAAUGAAUUGGGUGUGACAAAGUCCUCGUGAAUAUCAUGAGGAAAAUUGAAUGUGUGACAUCGUGGAUGGCCUUUAAUUUCUUCAACUAGGUAGGAGUAAUUAAUGGAAGAAUUGUUAAUGAGAGUUUAUAAUGGAAAAAUUAAUCCAGGACAAAGUUGAAGCAGACAGAGGUAGAUUGUGAGCAUUUAAAGAGAUGCUGCGAGAAACUGACAGAAGAGAACCGGAGGUUGCAAAAGGAGCUUCAGGAAUUAAGAGCUUUGAAGUCUUCUCAGCCAUUUUACAUGCAACUUCCUCCCACCACUCUCACUAUGUGUCCUUCUUGUGAACGUGUCGCCACCGCCACCAAUACGGCCAAUGCCGCCCCGGCUGAUGUAUCUCCGGAAGGAUGCACGGCCGACGCGGCCAACACGACGUUAUCUCUCGCUAAACCUAGGGAUCAUCAGCUUCUUCUUCCAUUUCCAACAUCUAAAGUUCAUCAAGCUACCAAGUCAGCUGCCUCAUGACUUACGUGGUGCAUGUACAAGUGUUUGUUUAUUUUUUUUUUUAAUUACUUCUCAUUUAUAUACUCCCAAAAAAAACAUAUGUAAAUUAAUCGUGAAUUUUUGUUAUUUUUUUUCUUUUGGGGGAACAUGUUUUUUCCUAGUAAACCACUAAUUAACGAUUUCGCAAGUUUAGAUAGUGAGGAUGUUUGGGAGAGUGAUGUUGCUAGGUAGGAAGACUUGGAACUAAUAUACAGCAAACAAAAAAUUUUUAUUUAAUAUUUUUUGUUUACUGAAUUUCCAAUUGAAUCGGAAUGUGUAGUGUUUUUGAG